AUGAGCGGAAACUUCCUUACCAUACCCGGGGAUGAUCCCAUACAGAGAAGAUCACGGUCUGUCAAUAAGCAUAUAUUAUUUCAAUAUCAACGUUUAACAACCAUGUUUGUCCAACAGAGUUCGUCAUUGACAGAUUUAAUAUCUGCGUUCGACAAUAAAGCUCAAGCCCACACAGAACUUCAGAAAAUAACAGCCUUCAGUGGCAGCUUCGAUAAGAAUCUUAAACCAACAUUCUCCAAAGAUGAAUAUGGAAAACCCAUCCCAGGAUCAAAGACUGAGCACAGAGGGGCUGAAGCACAGGCAAGAGUUUGUACGGAAAUGAAAGAACUUUGCGAAAUUAUUAACGAAUACGGAAAGAGCCCCUGCAAGAGCCUUUUACCACCGGAACUGAAAGAUGCCACUAAAGUUAUAUCAUUUGGUGAACUAUUCACAAUAUACACAGUGAUCUCAGACAAACUCGUUGGCAUAUUGCUAAGGACGAGGAAGCAUCAACUGACGUUUUUUGAAGGCGAAGUCUUAUUCCAGAAACGAGAUGACGACGUUCCAGUGUUUCUAAUGCAGCCCAUUCAAGAUAUUCGAGCGUACUGCGACAACAAAGCACUACAGGCGAGGCGAUCCGUCUCUCCGAUGCCUAAUUAA
Danaus chrysippus (African queen) is the source of this 639-nucleotide messenger RNA. Lineage: Eukaryota; Metazoa; Arthropoda; Insecta; Lepidoptera; Nymphalidae. The record is from the annotation of a GenBank genome assembly.